UCCUACGUCGCGCCCGCCCGGGUGUGUGUGCUGCUGACUGCGGGCGCAGCGACAUCAUGCCGUUGGAGCGCUAGACACGCCGUUUUAAAGGGCUAGCCUCACUGUGCUGUGCCGUUCUCUCUCUCUCUCUCCCUCCCUGCCUGCUGUGUGCUGCUGAUUCAUCACGAUUAGGUGGUUAGCCAGCCUGCCUGCCAGCCAUAGGCUACAUGCACAAGCCAUGCCAACCAGAUUGAGUGGGGGCUUUCACAGCUAAAGUAGACAAAGAAAAGGCUUGCUUGUCAAACGUAAGCUAGGCUAUAGCAUCGCACUACAGUGCAGAGAGAACAACAUGUGUGGCGGUUGGGAAUAUUUCUGAUAACUUCAUGCGAGAUAGAUUGAUCAUAUCGAGAGUUACGGGGGGACUGGGAAUCCCCCCCGGUUUUCAGAAAUCAGACAUCGUUAAUCGGUUUACAUAGAGUAGCCUAGCUAGAUAAGGAAGAGGAAGAUAUAUCGUGUAUUCGGGAUGUGUAGCCGAGUUGGAACUGUCUAGAAAACGUGAUUAUAGGUUAGGUGGCUGGAGAUAUUCACAGCAGAAGAACUGUCCGAGUAUUCGAGUGCUGAAACGGAAGCAAGCGGAGCGGAGCGGAAAACGGGCCGCACUGGAUAGGGACGCAACAACCGCGAGCGCGGUCAGCGUGUGUCUGUCUGUUGCUAUUUCAGAGGAAGGAGAGAUGGAGGGUCGAGAGAUGGGAUUAAAAAACGAGUGGAGUUCUGAGGUGUGUUCAGAGGGGGCUGGUUCUCGUGGCAUGUCGACCACUAAUAAGGGAAACAAGGCCUUGAAGGUGAAGAGGGAGCCGGGGGAGAAUGGGACCACCCUGACAGAUGAUGAGCUGGUGACUAUGUCUGUCCGGGAGCUCAACCAGCACCUCCGCGGCCUCACCAAGGAUGAGAUCCUGCAGCUUAAACAGCGCCGGCGCACCCUGAAGAACCGUGGCUACGCCGCCAGCUGCCGGGUCAAACGGGUCACCCAGAAGGAGGAGCUGGAGAAGCAGAAGUCACAGCUUCAACAGGAAGUGGAUAAGUUGGCGUCGGAGAACGCCAGCAUGAGGGCGGAGCUCGAUCACCUGAGGUCGAAGUACGAGGCGCUACAGAGUUUUGCAAGGACUGUGGCGAGGAGCCCGGGAGUGGGGUUAGGGGUCGGGGGUCAGAGGGGAGGUGGUGGGGUCGGGUCGGUGAUCGGGCCACUCAUACCGGGGAAAGUGGCGGCGACGAGUGUCAUCACGAUAGUGAAGUCGAAAACGGACGCGCGGUCUUAGUAGCGGGCUGGGUCAAGGAGGGAUGAGAGGGAAAAGGGAGGGAAGGGAGAGGAGGAGAAGAAGCUAAUUAGGACUAUUUAAAAAUGAAACCAUUGGUCAGUGCAUCGUCAUUGAGCACAGGACAGAAUUUAAUCAGGUGAGGUGGCCCCCCUUUGAGAAAAUAUCACACCCUGGAUAGUAAUUAUUGUGUUUCUACUGUUAUUUUGUAACUGUUGUACACGAGGUCCAAAGUUGUAAUUUUUAUGUAAUGUAGUUAUGCGUGUGUUGUGUCAUGGAAUACUGUGAACUUCAUCUGUGGCCGACUUUCGUUUUGGUAUCAUUCUAUUUGGCUGUGAUUUCUCUGAAAACAACUAUUUGUUUCCCAACGGGCUUCCGUAGUCACAGGCACUUCCUUGUUUUGCAGAAACAGCUUGCAGAGCCGUCAAUUUAUUUCAUAUUUUAUCAUAAAAAUGACAGAGAAUUGUAUUUUGUAACCGCUCAUUGCACAAGAGAGACAAGAUACUUUCAGAAAAGUGAGGGUCUUCAGGAAGAGGUUGUUUUGGUUAUUUUGGUACUUUUCACCCUUUUUUCUCCCCAAUUGGAAGGUACAGUCUUGUCCCAUCGCUGAAACUCCCGUACGGACUUGGGAGAGGCGAAGGUCGAGAGCCAUGCGUCCUCCGAAACAUGACCCUGCCAAGAACCAGAAGCCAGCCACACCAAUGUGUCUGAGGAAACACAGUACAACUGCCGACCGAAGUCAGCCUGCAGGCGCCCGGCCCACCACAAGGAGUCGCUAGAGCACGAUGGGCCACCUGUGCGCCCUUGGUCUGUAAUGAUGCCACUCGGGAGGCCUAAAGAGGUUGUGUUUUAUCACAGGUACCUGUGUGUUCACCUGUGCUUAAUGUUAUGCACUGACCAAUUAUCACCAUAUUACCAAUCUCCAUACAGACCAGAGGGGUCUAGGCGUCUAAUCGCCAAGUGUUGUCCUGUUCCUGUCUGUCUGGGACUUGUGUACUAUACUGUAGAAUUAGCUAUCGGGAUUACAUUGACUGACACGUGUUUAUGUGACUAGGCAAUUACUCCAUUCAAAAACGAACUGAAAAAUCAACAUUUUAGUCAAAAAUGUAUAGAAUUGAAAUAUAGUAAAUUUGAAUGUUUUUCUAAUUUAUUGUUAGAUUUGAUUUUGUUUUGUUUUUUUGGAAUGG
This is a messenger RNA of Oncorhynchus mykiss (rainbow trout), 2479 nucleotides long. The record is from RefSeq and is a predicted model, not a curated record. Lineage: Eukaryota; Metazoa; Chordata; Actinopteri; Salmoniformes; Salmonidae.